This is a messenger RNA of Salvia miltiorrhiza (redroot sage), 834 nucleotides long. Its product is annotated as FBD-associated F-box protein At3g52670-like. The record is from RefSeq and is a predicted model, not a curated record. Gene Ontology annotation, molecular function: protein binding. The transcript has 4 exons. Bases 1 to 834 code for a protein of 277 amino acids. Lineage: Eukaryota; Viridiplantae; Streptophyta; Magnoliopsida; Lamiales; Lamiaceae.
AUGGGCGCGAAAUUCCGGCGCAACAAGUGUUGUAAGAGACUCGAUGGCGUAGUUGAUAGGAUAAGUGCGUUGCCUGAUGAUAUUAUCAUCGCCAUAUUAUCUCACCUAUCGUUGAGGGAAGCCGCAGCCACUAGCGUUCUUGCUCCCCGAUGGUCCGAUUUGUGGAGACACACACCUAAUCUCGACUUCAAAUUAUCAGCCAAAUCAGCAGUCACCAGAUGGCUCGAAUUCGUGUUCUUAAGAUCAGUUGAGAGGUUGGAAUGGGACUUCCAAUGUGAGGAUGCAAGUGAUCAGAUUGUUCUUGGAGAGGUGUUGAGAGAGAGCGGGAUAUGUUGGGGUUGUCGGAAUCUCACCAUCUUCACAUCCCUCAAAAGCUUGUGCCUGAAACAUUUGCGAGUGAGUGGUGAAGAUAUCAAGCUGUUCCUGCGUGAGCUCCCGUCGUUGGAGCUAUUGAGCAUCUGCUACGCGAAUCUCACUUCUCAUGUUGAGGUUUGUGGCGCAACCCUCGCGUUGAAACACUUGGAGAUACUCCACUGCAAGGGUGGGGCAGACAUAUCAGUUUCUGCUCCAAAUCUUACUUGGCUUUGCGUUGACGACAUAUCAACGUUGGUGUUGCCUUUGAAUGUCCCAAAACUUGUUGGGGCAUUCUUUACCUAUACAAGUAGUGCAAGUAUAGAUAAUGUGCCCCAUUUGAUUUCUGCAAUAUCUUGCUGCAAGUACCAACUGAAAACUCUCAACUUAACUAUCCGUUAUCCCAAGUGGUUGUUCUCGAAUGCCAUUAAAUGCUUUAUUAUCGGCAUUUCCUUGUCUUCAAGAAUUCGAAUUAGAGGUUGA